AUGUCAAAAGUCAAUGAUACACAAACCACUAAUGUACCUAUGGUGGUUACACAAUAAGAAAUAAAUGAAUAAGGGAUAUUUAAUGAAACUUCUAAAGCAUUAGGUUGGUAUUAAUAUUUUCCUGAAUCUCCUAUCGUUGCUAGUCAAGAAUAUUCAAGUCAUGACCAGCAAAUGCUAUUUAUUGUCAAGCUAUACAUAUUUUUAGCUGGUUUGUUCAUACUACAGUAUCUAAUGGUCAUAAUGUUUUAUUAUUCCUUCGAGUUCAGAUGGAGUUUAAUCUUUUUAGGAUACCCAACUCCUUUGUAUUGGGUUAUUCUUUCAUGUACAAUUUUGUUAGGAUUAAUGGCUUAUUUAAUAAAAUUGUUCAGAAGAGUAAUGUAAUUUUUAUAUAGAAUAGCCUCCCUUUAAUCUGAUUGUAUAUUUCUUGUAUUCCUUUGGAGUAGGGUGUGUCUUGGCAGCACCAUAUGCUGAACAACUCUGGUGGAAUGAAAACAGUUUGAUAAUAAUCUUAUAUUAAUUUUGCAUGACUGUAUGUACAUUUGGGACAAUUAUUGCAUAUAAAUUUAAGGAUUCUUAAUUCAUAAAUGCUUCAUGUAAUAUAUAAUCUUAUGUUUAGACAUUUUGUUAAUCGCACUUAUACUUGAUGUAUUCAUCAUAUUUAUUUUUAUAAUGAUAUACACUGAGUUAGCUUGGCUGAUAGUUAUAAGUGUACUUAUUCAUUUAAUCUAUGUAUGUCUACUAUUAUUUGAAACCAGAUUAAUAUAGAGAGGAAAAGUAUUUGAUAUAAUAAUUUUAGUUUAACCUUAAUUUGGAUGAGUAUAUAUCAGGUGCACUCUUUAUUUACUUAGAAGUAACUCUAUUUGUAAUUUUUGUGGGCAUUUUAUUCAUUAUCUUUAUGGUAGUGGCAUUUAUACUGCUAAUCGUAGCUUUUAUUGCACACAAAAAGUGA
Messenger RNA from Paramecium primaurelia, 949 nucleotides. The record is from the annotation of a GenBank genome assembly. Lineage: Eukaryota; Ciliophora; Oligohymenophorea; Peniculida; Parameciidae.